AUGAGCGACUCUGGGGGCAAGGCGAGUUCUCUGACUGCUGCGGCUGCUGCUGCUGCUGCUGCAGCAGCAGCUGCAGCAGCAGCAGCAGCAGCAGCAGGAGAGGGGGAAGAUGAUGUGCGUGUGGAGUUAUCCGAGUGGGAUAGCGACACGGAGGUGUCUGUGCUGCUGCAGCGCAUGCAGCAGCACCGGCAGCGGCUGCUGCAGCAGGGGCUUAUUAAAAAGAAAAGAAAAGCUGCUGCUGCCUUUGCUCCCAUCGAUGUGGAGUGGGUCCUGGGAUCCGAUCCCAGGCGGGGAUACGACUACCUCACUGCUGAUGAGAAGGCUGCCUUUCUCUCCCUCAAGCACUUUCAUCUCUCUUCAUCGUACGCCCUGUGUCUCCUCCUGUCUCCUUGCUCGCCGCUCUCUGCUGCUGCUGCUGCUGCUGAUCAAGCAGCAGCAGCAGCAGCAAGGGCAGCAAGAGGGAUAGCAGCUGGGAGUUUUGUAGUAUCUCUGUUUGCAUGCAUUUCUUUUUGGGUCUCCUGA
Eimeria acervulina is the source of this 522-nucleotide messenger RNA. RefSeq lists its product as hypothetical. The record is from RefSeq and is a predicted model, not a curated record. Bases 1 to 522 code for a protein of 173 amino acids. Lineage: Eukaryota; Apicomplexa; Conoidasida; Eucoccidiorida; Eimeriidae. The transcript has a single exon.